Messenger RNA from Anarrhichthys ocellatus (wolf-eel), 5594 nucleotides. It is a transcript of the gene snap91a, whose product is annotated as synaptosome associated protein 91a. The coding region runs from base 731 to 3568 and encodes 945 amino acids. Gene Ontology annotation, molecular function: phosphatidylinositol-4,5-bisphosphate binding; 1-phosphatidylinositol binding; clathrin heavy chain binding. The record is from RefSeq and is a predicted model, not a curated record. Gene Ontology annotation, cellular component: clathrin-coated pit; synaptic vesicle; clathrin-coated vesicle. The transcript is spliced from 29 exons. NCBI's taxonomy places the organism in Eukaryota, Metazoa, Chordata, Actinopteri, Perciformes, Anarhichadidae. Gene Ontology annotation, biological process: clathrin-dependent endocytosis; clathrin coat assembly; synaptic vesicle budding from presynaptic endocytic zone membrane.
GUCGAGAAAAAUCGAAAUAAAUUAAUAAUGAAAUAAACAAGAGAAUGUAAAUCCACCAGAGGCACCGCCAUCCAACGACCCGGGCUGAAGCGCGCAUCGCCGGGGCUUGCAGGCUGACGGUGGGGCUGCAGCAGAAGAGGAACCGCUGCACUGGAUGGUGGGAGAUGAUGGUAAUGAUGAUGCCAUCCUGGACCUGAUACACGAGGACCGUAGGACUGGUGGUGGUGAGGAUUAUCCGGGAGGCUGGAGACAGGGAGGGGGGGAGGCAGCGACACGCAUCAUCCGGAGAGGACCGUUUUUAUCAGGGAGGCUGGCCGACAAAUAACACGGAACUGUAAGAAAACUCAUCGACAAUAAAAGGAACAGUUUAAGAUUUUCCAGUUGGAUAUUUUCUUUACAUAUUUAGCCAAUUGCCUGUAUAUAUUUUCUGAAAGGAUACUGGUCUUCAGGGAAGAAAGUCAGUUCACGAUUGUUCCAGAAACGCGAGCAGAUCCAACGCAACUGACCGGGAAUCAGCCAAAUCCAGUAUUGUUAUGCAACUCUAAUCAUUUGCAGUUCUGUAGGAAGUGUCCUGCUGUUUCUUUCCGAGUAGCUGGGCUUCUGUGGUGCUUUCGAGGGCAGCUGGGAUUACUGAGGUCAGUCGUUCAUUUCGGUGUGUGUGAGGGGGGUCGGGGGGUAGGACCAUAAGUGGACGCUCGGUAGUCGAGGCUCGACUCCACGGAGGGAAAAGAUGUCGGGUCAGACGCUGACGGACCGCAUCGCCGCGGCGCAGUACAGCCUGACGGGAUCCGAGGUCGCCCGAGCUGUGUGUAAAGCCACCACACAUGAACAGACACCUCCAAAGAAAAAGCACCUGGAAUACCUGAUCCAGGCCACCCAGGAGACCAAUGUGAAUGUCCCCCAGAUGGCCGACGUGCUGAUGGAGAGGGUCGGCAACGCCAGCUGGGUGGUGGUUUUCAAGGCCCUGAUCACCACACACCACCUCAUGGUGACUGGCAACGAGAAAUUCCUGCAGUUCCUGGCAUCUAGAAACAGCUUGUUCAACCUCAGCAACUUCCUGGACAAAACUGGCUCCCACGGCUAUGACAUGUCCACAUUCAUCAGGCGCUACAGCCGCUAUCUCAACGAGAAGGCCUUCGCCUACAGACAGAUGGCUUUCGACUUUGGCCGGGUCAAGAAAGGAGCCGACGGAGUGAUGAGGACCAUGUCAGUGGAGAAGCUGUUGAAAGGAAUGCCCACCCUGCAGAGCCAGAUCGACGCGCUGCUGGAUUUUGAAGUGCAUGCACAGGAACUGACCAAUGGGGUGAUAAAUGCCUGCUUUCUCCUCCUCUUCAAAGAUCUGAUAAAGUUAUAUGCCUGCUACAAUGAUGGCAUCAUUAACCUGCUCGAAAAGUUCUUCCAGAUGAAGAGAAGCCAGUGUAAAGACGGGCUGGAGAUCUACAAAAGAUUCCUGACACGAAUGACUCGGGUUUCAGAAUUCUUCAAAAUUGCUGAGCAAGUGGGAAUAGACAAAAAUGACAUACCGGAACUCACUCAGGCCCCAGAAAGUCUUCUGGAGUCCCUGGAGACCCACCUUAACACGCUGGAGGGGAAGAAGCCAGAGGAUAAGUCGCCCACUAAGCAGGAUGCGACAGCCAACAACAGCUCGCCGGUGGCGGCCGCUGCCGCUGUUGUUGUCGCACCGGCCCGGCGUGCGCCUCCCCCUGCUCGCCCCGGGCCACCUGCCAAACCUCCUCCGCCCUCUGUCCCCCCUACCGCGCCAGCCCCCACCGUCACCGCCACCCCUACCACCAAUGCCCUUGAUGAUGGCUUCUUGUUGGAUCUAGACCCCAUGGCCUCAGCAAAGGGCUCAGCAGCGACUUCUUCCAUGACUGGAUGGGGAGAUCUCUUGGCUGAGGCAGCACCGCCUGCCACUGAUGAAGCCUCUGAAGCUCUCCUAGCGGAGGGAGAGUCUGAUGCUGCCGAUGUAGUGGCUCUUGCCCCUGCACCUCCCGCGCCCAGAGCCGCCACCGCUACCAUUGCCGCUGCAGCCGCACCGGCGCCCGCCUCGCUGCCCGUCUCCGCUCCCGCCUCAGCUGCUGACAUGGACCUUUUCGGAGAUGCCUUUGCACCUUCCCCAGGAGACGGUCCUGCCGCCGUGGCCGCGGGCCCCGUCGCCGAUGCAUUUGGUGGAUCUGACCCCUUCGCUACGACGGAGGGGAGUGGGGUCAUUGCUCAAGAGCUGGACCUGUUCGCCAUGAUGCCCACCGACACAGAUGCCACCAGCAUCACCCCUCCCACCUCUAUUGAGACGCCGACCAUCGUCGCCCCUAUCGCUGCCCCCGCUGCCCCCACCCCUUCUUCCACCACCACCACCACUACCACCGACACCACCACCACAGAGUCUGCAGCCGCUCCGACUUUAGAUAUCUUUGGUGAUAUGUUUGAUUCUAUGCCUGAGCAAAGCCCUACCACAGAAUCCAAAGCCGCUACCACUCCUAGCGUAGACCUUUUUGGUGCAGACCUCCCUGCUGUUUCACGCGGGCCUUCUCCUUUGCCCGAGCCGACUCCGGCUGGAGACAUUGUGACCGACUCAUUUGACUCUCCAGCUGCUGCCAGCGACGCUCCUGUCGCUGCUCCCGCCGCUGCUCUUAGUGCAGCCUCCACCCCAGAGGACUCCUCUCCUCCCAAAGCAGAGCCAGCACCUGUCAUUGACCUGCUGGACUCCUUCGGCAGUCCUGUGGAGGAGACGCACAGCUCUGCUCCUGGAGGGCCUGGAGACGAUCUGCUGGGAGGCCUGAUGUCCCCCACCCUGGCUCCCACUACUGCCCCAGCUCUGGCUCCAGCCUUGGCUCCCAUGCAGAACGACCUCCUGGAGUCGGGCUUUGAUGCUCUGGGCUCCCUCGCCUCUCCAGCGCCGCCUGUACCUGCUGUGGUACCAAUAGUACCAGCUGCACAAGAUCCCGCCACCACCACACCGGCGCCCUCUGGUGGCUUUGAUGCUUCGAUGUUUGGUGGAUUAGGCGACUUGCUGAUGCCCUGCAUAACACCCCAGAGCACCGGCGGCAGCACUGCUGGAAGUACAGCAGGAAGCAUGGGAACUCCUGUCGCAGCGGGAGGGAUUGCAGCUGCUCCUCCAACGAAAACCGUCGGAGGAGACCUGGACUCGUCACUGGCCAACCUGAUUGGAGACCUUGGAGUAAAGAAAAAGGACCCACAGAGUGAGAAGAAGCUGACAGGAGGGGCCAACUGGAUGCCACAUGUAGCUCCCACGAGCUGGGCUACACCAGGAGCCCCCAUGGCUGGUUCCGCCCCUGGAGCUCCUGGGGCCCCAGUAGCAGCCAUGGUGCCGCCAAUGAGCGCACAGCCUGGCUUUGGGAUGCCUCCUGUAGGUGGGCCUGGAGCUCCUAUGAUGCAGCCCAUGAUGGGGCAGCCUAUGAUGGGACAGCCCAUGAUGAGACCUCCCUUCACUGGGGUGGCUGGAGCUGCACCUGGAGCCGCUGCACCAGGAGCACCGAUUCCUCCAAGCAAGAGCCCCAAGAAGCCAAAGGACCCUUUGGCAGAUCUCGACCUCAAAGACUUCUUAUAACGCCCCAGCUGCUUUCUUCUCUGGAGCAGGGCUCUCUCACCUUUUACCUGGUGUCUGUCAACAUCUCAGGAUGUUCAGCGACUAUAAGAGCCUCUUAUCUCCACCCCGCCCAUCAACACCCCACCCUUCUCCUGUGUGAUGUCGUAGCACAAACUGUGAAAGUGAACCAUAGCGGAUUACAUAUAUAUAUAUACAUAUAUAUAUAUAUAUAUAUGAGAAAAAAAAUGCAAGUGUGUGCUUAUGUAGAUGUUCUAAUCUUUUGUCUAAAGAAAAUCACUUAAAACCCAGACAAAAAAAAAGUCCACAAAAGUAAGUGAACGAAAGUGAAGGCGUGUGUGUUUAGGUUUAUUUCCAGUGUUGAGUUGAACGAUGGAUGUGCUUUGGUGUCCUAAGCCCCACCCACCACCCCAUAUGUGUCCCCCCCGCCUCCUUAUAAAGGGGGAGGAGCUCUUCUUUGUCCCACUCUGAUUGGAUAAGAGUGGUGAACAAAGCCCCGGUAGAUUUCUUUGGAGAAACCUGUUGUGUGUUGUUUACAGAAAGGUCCUCGUUGAUGUACAUAGAUUUCUCUGGCGAGGACUACUUCUCUAUUCUGUAUGUCUGUUGAAGAGAAAUAUAAAUGUGAAUCUGACAUGAAAUUGUAAGAAGUCGUGUGAGUAUCCUUCUAUUUCCCGUCAUCUUUUGAAAGUAUUCGGAAACAAAUAUGUCUACCGCUACAUAAUUACUGUAUAUUAAGAAACACCUUGGGCGUCUGAAUCAUACCAGACCAGCAAGUGACCCUUUCAAAUUUGUUCUUUUUUUUUUUUACUUGUGGCUUAUUUUUGUAUGUUUCUUUAUUUGUCGCGUGUUACAUUUACAUGUUCUGUUUCUGUUAGAAUAAUCAUCCUCAAACUGCUGUCGAUAUAUUUGCUGGCAUCGCUAUUAAAGAACAUAUCUUACAACUAACUCCCAGAGAAAAUGCUUUAGUUAUUCGUCAGAGAGGUAAACUCAGACUGUCCCUCAGUAUAACUGUACAUGUUUCUACCUGCGGUUGUGACUCUACCCAUGUGGAUAUGUGUGUUGCCUGUGCUUUCAUUAUAACUACGACCAGGUCAGUAUGAUUCCCUUUUGUAUUUAGAGUAGAAGAUUAUUCCAUUGCCAUACUAAACUCUAUGUUCAGACAGAUCAAAUGAAAAGAUUUCAAACCGACAUCCAGUAGAAAGGACUUUAGUAGCAGUCAGGUCAAGCUUUUGCUAAACAAACAAAGUUCUGUUUACACUCACUGUUCCUCACCAAAUAAGCUUUUGGGUGCGUCAUUGAGGCCUAACAAAUGUGAUGAAUGAAUUUACUUCCUCAUGAAACAUUUGAAAAGCCAAUUUUUUGAAAACUUUGAAAGCUACAUUGUUUACACACAAAAGGGGGCCUAAGGACUGAACUCCACAGGGUACCUUUAAGUUCCAUGAUACUGUACUAACCAAUUGCAACCAUUGCUGUGGGACGUGACGGGCCAAGUGACAGCGCGUAUGCCUGCACUGCUGCUUUGACAAUAUUGCAAUUCACCUGAAAAUGCAAUAUAUUUGAUUUCUGUCUGAACAUACUUUUUGUUCAAGUUGUUCAUUUGAUCUUUGCUGACCUUUUGGCCCGUUGGCAGUUGAGCAGUACAUAUUGUCAGUGGCCACAGGAGGAUGCCGCUGUCCGUCUAGACAUGAUCGUGUCCCCAAAAGCAUCACAACACAAAGCUCCUCUGGUCCCCGCAGACUAACAAUGAAAUCGAUGUGUUGAUAUGCAUGUGGACAGCUGCUGUGUAACACCCCGGUCCUGUGCUGUAAACCAGACUAACGUAAAGCCUACUCGGCGUGUCGUCUAUUCAGUGGACUGAAUGAGCAAUUGGUCUUGAGAAUCUGAUAUGAUUCAGAGACAACGAUGGGAGAUUAUUAACAUUUUUCAUGAAAUUGUAUUUUUGUUUUGUUGUAAAUUUAUUUUAUUUACGAUGGCCCGCCCCAGUGCAUGUAAGUCCUUUGAGGUGCAAUAAAUUCAAUGACGGAUUGAA